Molecule: messenger RNA, 7767 nt
Organism: Monomorium pharaonis (pharaoh ant)
Lineage: Eukaryota; Metazoa; Arthropoda; Insecta; Hymenoptera; Formicidae
Gene: Frmd5
Product: FERM domain-containing protein 5
Exons: 12
Coding region: 347-2560 (737 amino acids)
Cellular component (GO): cytoskeleton
Molecular function (GO): cytoskeletal protein binding
Source: RefSeq, a predicted model, not a curated record
CGGCGGCGGCGCACCAGCGGCAGUGGGACGGACUGGUUGACAGACAGCUUCGCGUUCUUCCGCUACGGUGAUGUGUCGUCGUUCACCGCUGUGCAACCGUGCCGUCGCGCCGUGCCGUGCCAGCUCGCCGAUUAAUACGGAAACGGAGUACGGUCGCGCGUCAGCGGCGACAACAACGACAACGACGACGACGACGACGACGACAACAACAACGACGACCGGCGUCGACGGCGACGACGACGACGGCGGCGCGUGUCGCGAUUAAUAAACGGGCAGUGUGUGGUGCUGUGGGGGAAGGGACGAUGACGGCCGCGGGGAUAAUUUGGGUGGCGACUUGAGGGCAGAAAUGUUGAAAUUCGGCAGCAAGAGCGACGUGACGGUGGUGCAUCGCGCCACUAUUCGACUGUUCGACGACAACGAAAUCAUCUACUGUGACUUUCAGCCACAAGACAAAGGACGACACAUUCUCGAAUAUGUGUGUAAGCAGCUCAACAUUUUGGAGAUGGACUACUUCGGGCUUCGCUACGUCGAUAAAGAAAGGGAAAGGCAUUGGCUGGACCUAGCGAAAACGGCGAUGAAGCAGGUGAAAGAUAUGCACGAGAUUGUGCUGUGCUUUCGCGUGAAAUUCUACCCGCCCGAUCCUCUGCGGUUAAAGGAGGAGAUCACCAGGUAUCAAGUGUACCAGCAGCUCAAAAGGGACCUGCUUUACGGACGUUUGUGUUGUACCUCCGGCGAGGCAGCGCUUCUGGUGGCUUGCAUCGUGCAAAGUGAAUUGGGGGAUUACGAUCCCGAGAUCCAGGAAGGGAACUAUAUUUCCGAGCACAAAUUACUGAAGACCCAGACGCCGACGAUCGAGGAGAAGGCAAUGGAGUUACAUCAGACUCAGUUGAAAGGGUUCACGCCGGAACAGGCGGAAAACUACUUCCUUAGGAUAGCCUCGCAAUUGGAUACAUACGCGGUCGAUCCACAUCCGGUCAAGGACCCCGACAAGAGCACGCAGCUUCAUCUGGGCAUUAACCACUGUGGAAUCCUGACGUUCCAAGACUCACGGAAGAUACAGCAUUUCCGCUGGUCGGAAGUUCAGAAGAUCAAUUUCGAAGGGAAGAUGUUUAUCGUGCAUGUGACGAUAAGCGAGGACGUGAGGACGAAGAAAAAGCAUCUCGUCGGGUUCAAAUGUCCCACGGCAACAAACUGUCGUCACGUGUGGAGGUGCGCCAUCGAGCAGAUGCUGUUUUUUACCUUACCGAGGGCGUCGGACGCGCCGGUGGUGAGUGGUGGCUCUAUCUUCUCGUGGGGAUACAAAUUUAAAUAUACCGGAAGAACGGAGAGGGAAGUUUUGGAGGAGGCAGGACCACUCCGGAAGGAGGAGCCGCCGAUACAACGCUGUCAGUCGACGUGCUUGAGAAGAAAAGCCAGCAGCGUACCGGCAACUCCUAGCACGCCGAGCCAGGACCUCGUCGAAAUAAGAUAUUCUAGCUUACCACGUAGCUGUCAUAGCGCGGGCCUAGACGGCAGCGGGAUGCUGGACGGUGCGGGAGUUCCCCUCAGUUCGCCCUACUGCCCAGACAAUACCUUGCCCCUUCUGGAGACUGUAUCCGAGGACCAAGAGAUUCACGCCAGGAGAAACAACGCCGUAGACGAAAAUGAUACGCAUGCGAGUGCCACCCACACGUCUACUACUACCAUCACCACCACCACUACCACCACCACCACCUCCAACACCAUCACCACAAACCGUGCGAAAGCCAAACUGAAAUUUCCCAAGAGCACGCUGAACCGACCGUUGUACAGUCAGAAAAUAGUGAUAGGCUCGGAGGAGCUGGCAGGCCACGACGUCGAGCACGUCGUGCGGCAGCGCAUUAACGCCCUGACUAACGAGCGUUGCCCGAUGGUGGUGCGGUCGACCGCCCUAAUAAUCAAGAGCUCGAAGGCGCCGGCGAGCGCAUCCAACGGACGCAUCCCUGUCAGAAGCGUGCACAUCGAUACCGAGCGUGAUGGUAAAACGCGGGUAGAGGUAAGCGAGAUCGACGGCGAGGUAGGCCGCGGAUCUACAACGACGAAGACUGCCAACGGUUGCGCGACUCUGGCCGCGAGGCCGGAACUCUCGAAUGGAUUCGAUCGUUCGGGACGACGGGAGGCAGCAGUCGGUCAGCACGAGGGCGAGGCGAAUGAUUAUUACUUCAGGGACUCCUUCGAUCACUCCUCGUCGGAGAGCCAGCUGUUGGAUGCGUCCGGCAAGCCGCACAGUCGCUCGGUCACGCCGAUACCGAAGAUGCAAAAGCUGCAAAACUCCAAGCUCUGCCUCCAGCAGAAGCAUCAUCAGGGCGUCCGUCGCGCGGCGAGCGGCAAACUCAGACGCAGGAGUCUGCAUGUGGUCAGGAUCUUUAUACCGGCAUUCAUGCUGACGAUUACGGUGCUGUUCAUCGUGACGGUGUUGGUGUUCGAGACGGACACGACGCUGUUCAACAGUCUGCGCAAGACACCGGAAAUGGUGGCCUUAAGGAGCCAAUAUUACGUUCCGAUCAAGGAGUUCCUGCGGACCAAGCUCGGCCUAUUCUGAUGCGACAAGAUGACCGGGCCGAGGUCGUCCUACGUCGUCGCGUAACUCGCUCUCCCUUCAGUGCCAAGUUGCCAGGACGGACUCGUGACUGAAAGAAUUUACGGCCCACAAGUCGCGGAGAAAAGAGCGUGCGUCUCUUUUCUCUAUCUCUCUCGUCCUUAUCUCCCCCUUCCCUUGCCGUUGCGCGCCGUCACGUCGCAACUUGGUCGCACGAGCGUGAGUGCUUCGGACCGAGAAGAUGGAGUGCUACCGGAAGCAGAAGAAAAGAAGGCUGGAAAGAAGAGGAGAGACGAGAAACGGUCACAUUGAAGGGAUCAACCGAGGUCGGAAUCUCGCGCGACUUACCCGCGAGGAACGCGUUUUAAUUCAAUUUGAUUGACGGAAAAUCAGAAUUCUGUACAAAAGAAGAAACUGUACAAAGGUUGUAUUUAAUCGGGAUUUGAGCGAGAUGUAUGUAUAAAAUUGUGUUUAUGUGUUCUACUUGAUCCGCAAAUAAUCUUAAAUCGCCUAUUAUUUUUACGACGAGCGUUUUAUAACCAUGCUUUUUAUUUCAUCAAGUUUCUCUGAUUUCUCAUUAGUUGAUUCGCUUACGAGUCUGAUUCGCCAGCUACUUUAACAGGAUGUAAAACCAUAUAUUUAUCUUACAGAUAAUAUUAUGUUCCGAGCAAUUAUGAAACAAUUUGCUUUUGCGAUAAUACAUCGCAGUAUAUACUUGUUUAAUAACAAUGAUUAUUGAAUACAUUUAAAUUUUAAUACUUCUGUAUAUAACCGCAAUGAUCAAAAUAUCUUUUGGUCAUCGUCAAAUAAAUUAUUCAUCGUAAAAUAUCUUAAAAUUGCAUGAAAUUAUAGCCGAAUCUUGCGCGUUGAGUGCAUUACAAUAUUUUAUUCUUAACGUUACAUUUGAAGAAAAAAAUAUUACAAAUUUUGACUACAAGAAAAGCUCGAUUUUUUUCGGUGGAGGUGAUACUUUCCGAACUCAGACAAACGUUAUGUAUACGUAGUGCGAUAUUGGUUAUCGAAUGGCCUAUCAUGUUACUAUGAAAAGAUCGAGGAUAGGAGUGCUCUUUCUCCAGAUUUUCGCAAAACUCCCCCGUGUCAUGGAUAAUAAGAGAAAACGCGCAAAAACGCAACGCUAUACGUGCGUGCCAGUAUAAUAGACAAAGUAAAGAUAUUUUGACAAUGUGAAGAGGUGAAAGAAAGAGCAUACAUACACAUCUACACACACACGCACGCGCACACACACACACACACACACACACACACACACAACAAACAAGCGAAUGUGUAAUAUAUUAUAUAUACAAGUCACCGUGACGAGGCGAUGCUACUUAUAGGGACUUUAGAUUAUUUUGAAAUCGUCAACGAAAAGCAAUCGUUUGUAGAUAAUUGUAGGCUAUAUACGUGCAGCUCUAGUACGGAAAUGGUGGAGGAUAUUGUGUGGCAACGUUAAAUUGAUGAGGUUUCCCUCUAAUUUCGAUUCGCUGUCGGAUUCCUUUCUUAUUCGGAUGUGCGCGAGCAUAGGUGCGCUUGAUGUGCGUAAUCACUUUGUCUCCAUCAUCUUAUCUACUCUUUAUCGCGAGAGUAUAACAUCCUUUAUCGCAGCGUGCAAAUUCUUGAUAUACAUCUUAAGGACAUGUUUCAUACGAAAAUGAGAUGUCAAAAGUGAGUGUCAGGACCUGCGAAUAUAUCGCGUUUGAUAAAGUUGGAAUUUUUAGAGAAUUUACCUUUCAAUCCUCACGUAAUCUUUACGUAAAAGAAAGAUCAAACCAGAGAUCAUAAGUUUAUAUGCUUUAGAAGCUUUAGUAUCUGCUUUAUAUUUUUUAUUUAAAAAUGUAACUUUUAAAUGUUUAUUGACUGAUACAGUAAUUCUAGGUACAACUAAAUCGAAAAAGAAUGGAACAGAAUUAUAAAGCACAUUAAUUUUCAAUUUUACAGAUAAAAAUUGUACAAGUAAAUUCUAAAAAAAUUAUUUAUCUCUUUUUGUGAGAUUGUAGCACAUAAUUUUCGAAAUCUUAGUUACAUUAAAGUGCAGUUUGUAUAUUUGUUUGAAUAUCUUUGUUUAUACGAGUAGGUCCUGAUGUAUCUUAAAUUUUAGAAGACUAAAUGUCCGCUCCAGGAUUUUACUACCAAAAGCGGCAAAAUUGUUCUAUUAAUAGCAAAAGUUUCCGAAGAAAAUGGUCGAUGAUUCUUUCGACUCUCCGUUAAAUCAUAAAAUUGUACAGUUGACAUUUGUUCUCGAGACGAAAGGCUUCUAACUCUCGAGUGGACACGCAGCCUCACUGUCAGCCAUUUUUCCUAAAAGUGCCUACGCUGUCUUACACCCUUUCGUGUCAUUCGAUUCGUUCGAAAUCCGCCCUAAGCUGAACGAAAAUGGGGUGGCGCGAGGAAAAAAGUGAAACGGAAACUAAGUAAAUUAAUGAAUCUCAUGCCGAUUUUCGCGUCGAAGCAUGGCGGCGUUCUUCUCUCCGCGGGAUCUGUUCAUAUCUCGUGCCGUCGACGUAGAUUCACGAAAAUUGAGAUCGAUUCUAAAAGACGGAUUUAUCAGCUCCGAGGUGUUCAGACAAAUACAAAGAGAGAAAUAUCGUCGAGAGUACAAACGGCUCUAGAACAUUAGAGUGGUAACUGUGCGAGAGACGUAGCCUGAGACGUAUCGCUGUUAAUAACGGAGGUUUCGCGAGAUUUCGGGCUUUCCCAGGUGAGCGAUAAACCAAACCUCCCUUCUAGUCUAUUAUUAGCGUUGUCAGGGAAAACGCGCGUUUCGAACUGGCAUGCGGAACCUCACUUCCGUGGCUUACUAAUAAGCCGGCUGGGACGAGAUUAGUUGAAAUCAAAAUUUAAUUCACUUAAAUUAGAUAGUGUAGAGAUAAUGAUUAAUCCGUGCAGGAAGGACACGUUUUGUUUGACGACCAAACGCUUUUCGCUAGAGCAGAAGAACGCCGCAAGCGAUAAGCUAAUUGUAUAAAUAAACGGAUGUCAAUUGCAAUAUAAUGUAAUUCUCUAGUUAUUAAUUAAGGGUAUCCGCUCUCGCUGGGCCAAUCGAUGUAAAGAAAAAAAAAGAAGAAAUUAAACAACCGAUAAAGCUUGGAUGGAAAAUUGAUAUACUACUUCUUAAUCCAAGUCUGGAUGAUUCUACUCUACGAGCAAUCUUUUGAGAGUGUAAUUAUUCGAAGGACAUUAAUUCCCUUGCCAUGUUUUUUUUAUACUCCUCUGAGAACAUAAUUCAUACAGCUGAAUUAAUACUAAAAUUUAAGACUGUAUAAUAUCUGAGAGUUUAUACUUGACGGAGAUACUUUUAAUUUUAAAAACCCUUUAAGAAGCGUGUAUUAAAAUGAAACUGAGAUCCCGCUUGCAAUUAUCGCGAAUCUCGAUUAUUUAGAAUUGCGCUUCAGAGAGUAAAAUUUUUAAGUAGACACUCGGUCUAAAUUCCGAAGAGCAGGACAAUUGUUUGACGCAAGGGAUGAAAUGGACUGAUAUUGCGAGUUUAAGAUCACCGGGAUGCAUGGCACAGCCUCUGCCCGAUACACUUUACAGAACUUCCCCGGUAUGUAAGAAUUAAGUUAUCAUAGACGAUACGCAGCUGUAUGUACAUAAAAAGGAGGAAGGUUCAUUAUAAUGUAGAUAUUGUUAAAGAACAAGUUGGUGGAUUAUAUCUUUGCGCAACGAUUGAAGGCAGGCAAUAUACAAGAUGUGUCCAAAAGAUAGAAGGUAACAUGUGUUUUCAAUAAUUUAGAUCUAAUUAAUAACGUAAUUAUUGGUGACACAUUUGGUACCAGACACAUUAUAAUUAAUAAUAAUAACUUAGCUCUCUUUAAUUUGGGGAAUCGCUCAGCGAAAAUUUCAUUCAUAUCAGAAUAGUUAAUAGAUCGUAGACGGUCUUUUGCGUUGAAUUUUUAGUAAACAGGGAGAAAGGGGUCGAGGUUCUUUUGAGAAUAUGUAAUCCUGUUAUAUGUGCAAUAUUUUAAAAACGUAUAAUGUAAUUGCGCAUACAUGAAAGUUCAAAGUAUCAAAAUUUAAAAUAUACCCCCUUUAUGAUAUUCGUAUUACCGAUAAGAUUUUUUGUAUUAUCAGUUGACAUUAUUACAGGCUACGUUUUACUCUUAUUGUAAAUUGAUUAUGGUUUAACCCUUUCAAAUCUGGAUUUUUUUUAGAAAACGGACAUAUAUUGUCUAGUUUUAUUUUUCAAGGUUUGGGAUAUUGCUGAAUAAAAAAAAAAACGAAUUAAAAUAUCAAAAUUGGAAAAAUAAAAUGUUGAAUUAUAAUAAAUUUGUUUAUUAUCACAUUUUUUACUUAAAAUUUUGACAAUUAUCUUUAAAGCAAGCUUUAGUUGAAUUACUUAAUAUUUAUCAAAGAUAUGAUAUAUAUACUAUAUGAAGAUCUGAAUAUAUAUAAUAUAUGAAGAUCUGAAAGGGUUAACGCAUUAUACGUGUAUGAAAUUGCAAACGACAGUAAUUUUCAUUUAAGAUUGCGUAUGUCGUUUGUUAACGAGAAUAUCUCGGACAACACAAAGUCUGAAAUUUAAUCAUAAGACGUCUUAUGACCUAAUGUUAGAUUUUGUGUUGUAUUUGGGUCUUGUUCUUCGCGUGACUGUAAAAUUCCAAAUUUCUCGUUAAGCCGUAAAAUUUGUAAUACUUUCUGACGCGCAAUCGGUGACCGUACUCGAUGCUGAACACGGCUAUACGUCAAUUGUAACUAUAAUUACUUGAUAUCGCUGCCGAAAUAUGCGGAUCUUCAUGUAAAUGUAUGUACUACAUCUAGCCUACUGCGUUACUUUUAAUAGUCGAGGUUCUCGGGAUUAAUUCGUUAGAUACAUAUUUAUUUGACUAACGGGUAAGUAACUUAUUCGCUGUAGCUGCUACGUGAAGUGAAGUGAAUCUUUGUACGGACGCGCCUGCAGGAAUAAUUUAACAAAGGGGCUAAAUACCACGUUGUGUACAAAUGUGACGAUGGGUAUUGGUUGUAAAUGCAAUGUUAAUUAAAAAAAAAAAACGGCCGACGCGACGACGAGAAUGAAGCUCUGCGCUAAUCAAAACGAAAUAACGAUGAUAAUCUUUCUACAAUCUCCAUUCGUAUGUACACUUUUUGUACGCUUGCAAAUUGUAGCGGACAGUUGUAGUCGUAUGAAGGGUGCGUUUUUUUUCCUGGUCUGUUAGUUCUUGAAAUUUUGUAUCGCAUGCAUGAAUAAACAAAACCAUUUCAUUGCAAACCCA